AUCGAGAUAGGGAGAACGUGGUGUGUGUGUGUGCAUACGAGAGAGGGAGGGAGGGAGCGAGAGAGGGGGAGAGGAGAGCGCGUGUGUGAAAAAGGAAGCGGAGUCGGUAAACGGCGAACUCACUGAUUUCCUAUCCACAGACUACAGUACUGUAAUCUACUACUUCGUACUCUCAAGAUCGAGAGCCACGGCAAGGCUAAGGGGAAAAAAAGAAGCGGACUGAGUGAGUCGUGCGUUUUUAGAGUCCCCCGGCGAUCCGUGUGAGAAUAAAUUAGCAAGGCAAGGCCAUCUUUUGUUGAGGCAAGUGCCCAUUGCCUCUGCAUGGGCAGCGGCUGUUAACGGAUAAAAUGCCUGCGUGAUUAUUGUUUAGCCCUGGUACUUGGAUUUGGCCCAGGCCAAGAAGGGAAGGUUCGGACGGGUCAAUCGUCGUCGCGGACGGGAAUUGCGGUGGAAGUUGUUUGCAGCAGACUGUUGGACCGUAACUAUUAUCAGACUGGCGGCUCUUGUGAAACACCGGGGUUGUUGGUGAGGCUGAAUUUUUCCUGCAUUUGAAGUGGUAAAUUCAGAAGACUGAAGCCCAGGCUCACAGUCUACCUUUCACGGAGGCCCAGCCGUGAGAGGACAGAGCAAGGCACCUGGCGAAUCAUGACAGCCGACAAGGACAAGGACAAGGAGAGGGACAGGGACCGGGACCGGGACAGAGACCGGGACAAACGGGACAAGGCCCGGGAGAGCGAGAGCUCGCGGCCCCGCCGCAGCUGCACGCUGGAGGGCGGCGCCAAGAACUAUGCAGAGAGCGAGCACAGCGAGGACGAGGACAACGACGCGGCCAGCGCCACCACCGAGGAGUCCAGCAAGAAGAGCAAGAAGAAGCUGCCCAAGAAGAAGUCCCGCUACGAGCGCACCGAGAACGGAGAGAUCACCUCUUUCAUCACGGAGGACGAGACUGUUUACAGACCCGGCGAUUGUGUAUAUAUUGAGAGCCGCCGACCCAACACUCCCUACUUCAUCUGUAGCAUUCAGGAUUUCAAACUGAGUAAACGGGACCAUCUGCUCAUGAGCGUGAAGUGGUACUACCGGCAGUCCGAGGUGCCCGACUCUGUGUACCAGCACCUGGUGCAGGACCGCAACAAUGAGAACGACUCCGGCCGAGAGCUCGUCAUCACCGACCCAGUGGUCAAGAGCCGGGAGCUCUUCAUUUCAGACUACGUGGACACCUACCAUGCUGCUGCGCUCAGAGGGAAGUGCAACAUUGCCCACUUCUCCGACAUUUUCGCUGCCAGGGAGUUCAAAGCCCGCAUUGACUCCUUUUUCUACAUCCUGGGAUACAACCCAGAGACCAGGCGGCUAAACAGCACGCAGGGGGAGAUCCGGGUGGGCCCGAGUCACCAGGCCAAGCUCCCGGAGCUUCAGCCCUUCCCAUCCCCCGGCGGCCAGGUGGUGACGGAGAACGAGGAGCUGGUGUGGAUGCCGGGGGUGAACGACUGUGACCUGCUUAUGUACCUGAGGGCAGCCAGGAGCAUGGCAGCGUUUGCGGGAAUGUGCGAUGGGGGAUCCACAGAGGACGGCUGUUUAGCUGCCUCGCGGGACGACACCACUCUAAACGCUUUAAACACGCUUCACGAGAGCAACUACGACGCAGGGAAGGCCCUGCAGAGGCUGGUGAAGAAGCCAGUUCCCAAGCUGAUCGAGAAGUGCUGGUCUGAAGAUGAAGUGAAGCGCUUCAUUAAAGGGCUGAGGCAGUACGGCAAGAACUUCUUCAGGAUUCGGAAGGAGCUGCUGCCCAACAAGGAAACGGGCGAGCUGAUUACCUUCUAUUACUACUGGAAGAAGACCCCAGAGGCUGCUGGCUCCCGGGCCCACCGCCGGCACCGCCGACAGCCCGUCUUCCGCAGGAUCAAAACCCGCACCGCCUCCACUCCCGUCAACACCCCGUCCCGACCCCCCUCCAGCGAGUUCCUGGAUCUCAGCUCGGCCAGCGAGGAUGACUUCGACAGCGAGGACAGCGAGCAGGAGCUGAAGGGCUACGCCUGCCGCCACUGCUUCACCACCACUUCCAAGGACUGGCACCACGGGGGCCGCGAGAACAUCUUGCUGUGCACUGACUGCAGAAUCCACUUCAAGAAGUACGGGGAGCUGCCCCCCAUCGAGAAGCCCGUCGACCCCCCGCCGUUUAUGUUCAAACCCGUCAAAGAGGAAGAGGAUGGGCUCGGCGGGAAGCAUAGCAUGAGGACCCGGCGCAACAGGGGCUCGAUGUCUACCCUCCGAAGUGGCCGGAAGAAGCAGACAGCCAGCCCCGAUGGCAGGGCCUCGCCCACCAACGAGGACCUGCGAUCCAGCGGCCGCACCUCCCCCAGCGCCGCCAGCACCUCCAGCACCGACAGCAAGACCGACUCCAUGAAGAGGCCCAGCAAGAAGAUUAAAGAGGAGGCCCCCUCGCCCAUGAAGAGUGCCAAACGCCAGAGAGAGAAGGGAGCUUCCGACACAGAGGAGCACGAGAGAACCACGGCGAAGAAAUCCAAGACUCAGGAGAUGAGCCGGCCGGACUCCCCCUCGGAGUGCGAGGGCGAAGGGGAGGGCGAGGGGGAGAGCUCGGACGGCCGCAGCGUCAACGACGAGGGCAGCAGCGACCCCAAGGACAUCGACCAGGACAACCGCAGCUCCUCCCCCAGCAUCCCCAGCCCCCGCGACAACGAGAGUGACUCGGACUCCUCUGCCCAGCAGCAGGUCCUCCAGGCACAGCACCCCGCGGUCAUCCAAUCGCAGCCCGGUCCCGCCACUGCGGGCUCCGCCUCCUCUGCCGCCGCCUCCGCGCCCGGCGUCCCCACCCUGCCACCGCAGGUCUCCCCCUCCCUCGCCCCCGCCUCCGGGCCCUCCCAGCAGCCCCCGCAGUCCUCCCCCCUCUCCCUCAUCCAGCCCGGGACCCCGCUGCACCCUCAGAGGCUGCCCUCCCCUCACUCGCCCCUCCAGGGGCUGUCUCAGGCUCCGCCCCCUUCCCAGACGGGCCCCCAGCCCCCGCUCCACGGGCAGCUCCCGCCCCUCCCCCACCCGCUGCAGGCCGGCCCCGCCCACCUGCCCCACCCGCAUCCCCACCCGCUGCCUCCUCAGCCCUUCCCUCUGUCCGCUCAGUCUCAGGUUCCUCCUCCUCCGCCUCUCCCGGGACAGGCCCAGUCGCACACGCCCCCGUCCCAAACGCAGUCCUCCACGCAGGGUCCCUCGCAGCCCCCCCGGGAGCAGCCGCUGCCCCCCGCGCCCAUGUCCAUGCCCCACAUCAAACCGCCCCCGACCACGCCCAUCCCACAGCUGCCCAACCCGCAGUCCCACAAGCACCCUCCACACCUCUCUGCGCCCCCUUUCCCCCAAAUGCCCUCCAACCUGCCCCCGCCGCCCGCCCUCAAGCCCCUCAGCUCCCUGUCCACCCACCACCCCCCUUCUGCCCACCCGCCCCCUCUACAGCUCAUGCCCCAGGGCCAGCAGCUGCAGCCCCCGCCCGCCCAGCCCCCAGUCCUCACCCAAUCCCAGACCCUCCCUGCCACGGGUCACCCUGCUCCCCCUGCGCCCCCCCUCCCCUCCGCCUCGUCCUCGCACCCUCUCCCCUCGCAGCCCCCCUUCCCCCCUCACCCCUUUAUCCCCGGGUCCUCACCCGUCCUGCCCCCGUCCUCCGCCCCUGCCCCCUCCUCCUCCUCCGCCUCCAUCUCUGGCCUGCAGCCCCCCUCCUCCUCCAUCUCCAUGCCCCUGCCGGCCUCCGUCAGCACCGCCUGCUCCGGCCCCUCUGGGGUCCCGCCUGUCCAGAUCAAGGAGGAGCCCCUGGACGAAUCGGAGGAGCCCGAGAGCCCGCCCCCGCCACAGCGGAGCCCCUCCCCCGAGCCCACAAUCGUCAACACGCCCAGCCACGCCAGCCAAUCAGCUCGGUUCUACAAGUACCUGGACCGGGGCUACAAUACCUGCGCCAGGACAGACUUCUACUUCACCCCUCUGGCGGCGUCCAAGCUGGCUAAGAAGAGAGAGGAGGCCCUGGAGAAGGCCAAGAGGGAGGCCGAGCAGAAGGCCCGGGAGGAGAAGGAGAAGGAGAGGGAGAAAGAGAAGGAGCGAGAGAGGGAGCGGGAGCGAGAGAGGGAGGCGGAGAGAGCUGCUAAAGCCCCCAGCUCCUCCCACGAGGGCCGCAUGGGUGACCCCCAGAUGGCGGGCCCCGCCCACAUGCGGCCGUCCUUCGAGCCGCCGCCCACCACCAUCGCGGCGGUUCCGCCCUACAUCGGGCCCGACACGCCCGCCCUGCGCACCCUCAGCGAGUACGCCCGGCCGCACGUCAUGUCGCCCACCAACCGCAACCACCCGUUCUUCGUGUCGCUGAACCCGGCCGACCCGCUGCUGGCGUACCACAUGCCGGGCCUGUACAACGCCGACCCCGCCAUGCGGGAGCGGGAGCUGCGGGAGAGGGAGCUCCGCGAGAGGGAGAUCCGGGAGCGCGAGCUCCGCGAGAGGAUGAAGCCCGGAUUUGAGGUCAAGCCGCCCGAGCUGGAAGGCCUGCACCCGGCCGCCAACCCCAUGGAGCACUUCGCCCGGCACGGCGCCAUCACCCUGCCGCCCAUGGCCGGGCACCACCCCUUCGCCUCCUUCCACCCGGGCCUCAACCCGCUGGAGCGCGAGCGGCUGGCGCUGGCCGGCCCGCAGCUGCGGCCCGAGAUGACCUACCCCGAGCGGCUGGCGGCCGAGCGGCUGCAUGCCGAGCGCAUGGCAUCCGUCGCCAACGACCCCAUCGCCCGGCUGCAGAUGUUCAACGUGACGCCGCACCACCACCAGCACUCACACAUCCACUCGCACCUCCACCUGCACCAGCAGGACCCGCUGCACCAAGGUGGUGGUGAAUGUCUUGUGUGUCCCCCAGGCUCCGGGGCCCAUCCGCUGGUGGACCCCCUGGCAGCCGGACCCCACCUGGCCCGAUUCCCGUACCCGCCCGGAACCAUCCCCAACCCGCUGCUCGGCCAGCCGCCCCACGAGCAUGAGAUGCUGCGACAUCCUGUGUUUGGCACCCCGUACCCGCGGGACCUCCCGGGCGCCCUGCCGCCGCCCAUGUCUGCGGCGCACCAGCUGCAGGCCAUGCACGCGCAGUCGGCCGAGCUGCAGCGGCUCGCCAUGGAGCAGCAGUGGCUGCACGGACACCACCACAUGCACGGCGGGCCCCUGCCCGGACAGGAGGACUACUACAGUCGUCUGAAGAAAGAGAGUGACAAGCAGCUGUAGCCUGCGGGGUGAGCGUGCGGCAGGCGGCCGCACGCGGGCCCGUCUCAGAGGGGAACUCUCGCGUCCGUGGAACAAACGAGGAAAUCGAGGAGCGGAAAGAGAACUGGCAGGAGAAGAUCUUCGGAAGAUUUUUUUUGUGGCUUUAUUUCCUGUCCUGGAGGUUUUUUUAUUUUGAAAGAAAUAGACAUUAUUUGGUAUAUAAUAGCCCUCAAAGUAGCGACAACGUCCUCAAAGACUGAUUGUGACUUCCCUGCAUGUGAAACUCUCUGAGAAACUUCCCUGACGUUUUUUGUAGGUGCUAGAAUACAAGACACUUUGUCACUGUGCUUAACGAAGAAAAAAAAAAAAACGAUGAAAAAGAGCAGAGUUGGGCCAUUAUUUCAGAAAUCUUUUAAAGUGCUAUCUUAAAUUCAACAGUUAUUUUAAUACAUUGUAGGAAGUUUUCAUAAUUUUAAAAGAAAGCUGCAGCAUGGCAUUUUUGAGUCUGUAAAUAAUAUAUAUAAAUAUAAUUAUUAUAAUUAUUAUUAUUAGGUGUGGAUUCCUAACCAAGGUGUUAGACCUCCAAUAUUAUUGUUCUGAAGCAUUAUCCCUUUGUUUCAGAGGGGAGCACAAUGGCAUUAUUUGAGCAGGAAAUGGUUUCAGAGAUGGCCUGAAUAGAGGCUGCUGGCAGAAAGGUACAGGACAUUGUAUCCACACUCUUGCGAAUCUCUCAAACGGAAGACACUCCUGUCGUCCCUGUGGAUCGGGACUCAGAUAUCCAUCCCUCGACUUUGGCUGUUACUGUUUUCCCCGAUACGGUUAACUUAUAAACCUGGGUUUCUUGCCUAACAACACUUGAAGAGGAGCAGCUCUGUUUUGUGUGCCGUGACAGUGGUUUGCCAGGGGUUACACUCAGUAGCGCCCUGAGACCGCAGUCUGGAGAGAGAGAGAAAAAUUGCACUGAAAGACCACAGAUAAGACAGGGCUUCUCAUCAGUUCUAACACAGUAUUUAAUAUUGUAACAUUGGCUUUACAAAUGAAAUGCACUUUUCACAUUUGGUCAUUUUGCUGUCUGAAAUUUCCCCCUGUGCCAAAGUAAUUAAAGGUUUACUGGCAUAUUUAUUAGAGUGAAUAAAUCUAAAUGUAAAGUAGGAAGAACUGAAGGAUUGGUGAACGAAUUACACAAUCUAAUCCUUUUUCCCCACACUGCGGUUUUAAAGUACAAGUAGACACGUCAAAUUGACUUUAUCCCACAACGGCAUUACCUUACGGCUAAUGCUUUAGUAUGGAGUCACUGUUUGAGUUGUGUGUAAUCUGACUUGUUUCUAAGAC
Megalops cyprinoides (Indo-Pacific tarpon) is the source of this 6552-nucleotide messenger RNA. RefSeq names its product arginine-glutamic acid dipeptide repeats protein-like. The transcript is spliced from 22 exons. The record is from RefSeq and is a predicted model, not a curated record. Bases 646 to 5241 code for a protein of 1531 amino acids. Gene Ontology annotation, molecular function: transcription corepressor activity; sequence-specific DNA binding; chromatin binding. Lineage: Eukaryota; Metazoa; Chordata; Actinopteri; Elopiformes; Megalopidae. Gene Ontology annotation, cellular component: nucleus. Gene Ontology annotation, biological process: regulation of DNA-templated transcription.